Schizophyllum commune H4-8 is the source of this 568-nucleotide messenger RNA. RefSeq lists its product as uncharacterized. The transcript is spliced from 3 exons. The record is from RefSeq and is a predicted model, not a curated record. Lineage: Eukaryota; Fungi; Basidiomycota; Agaricomycetes; Agaricales; Schizophyllaceae. Bases 1 to 546 code for a protein of 181 amino acids.
AUGGGGUCCUACGCAUCUACUCCUCUACCGGAAGGACUAACCCUUCGCGAUCCGAGCACGGGCGACUUCGUCCACUACUCCUAUGCGGACCUGGUCGCCGAGUUUGCCCGUCCGCUGGACUACAGCCUCCUCGAGGAAGACGUCAAGCCGAAGAUCAUCGGAAAGAAGAUUGUUGAGCUACGAGAUCCAAGGACGGGCGACAUGCGAGAGUACUCAUUCAUCGAGCUUCACUACGAGCUGCAGUGCCGGUACCAGAUCGAGAUGAAGCAGCAGGGGCGUUGGAAGUCAGACGAGGAAGUCACGGAAGAGGCAGAGAACAGCUACUACUCUCCUGAGGCCUCGGCGCUUAUGGAUGCCAACAUGGAGGACUACAGCAUUUUCACCGAUCCCGAGGCGGAGUGCGUCAGACGCGUCGCCAAUUUCUGGACCGCGAUCAGCAUGGUCCCCUAUAUGAGGGCACAGAGGGCAGCGGAGGAGAGAGUUGCGCGAGAGGGCGGGCAUAUUAAGGACUACAUCGCCAUCGAACGCGAGCGCCAGGGUGUAUGAUUCCAGGAUAUGCAAUACUUUU